Cygnus atratus (black swan) is the source of this 1194-nucleotide messenger RNA. RefSeq names its product LIM homeobox 9 (gene LHX9). Gene Ontology annotation, cellular component: nucleus. The record is from RefSeq and is a predicted model, not a curated record. Bases 1 to 1194 code for a protein of 397 amino acids. Gene Ontology annotation, molecular function: DNA-binding transcription factor activity, RNA polymerase II-specific; RNA polymerase II transcription regulatory region sequence-specific DNA binding. Lineage: Eukaryota; Metazoa; Chordata; Aves; Anseriformes; Anatidae. Gene Ontology annotation, biological process: neuron differentiation; regulation of transcription by RNA polymerase II. The transcript has 5 exons.
AUGGAAAUAGUGGGGUGCAGAGCAGAAGAAAAUACUUGUCCUUUCCGUCCCCCAGCCAUGCUUUUCCACGGGAUCUCCGGAGGCCAUAUCCAAGGAAUCAUGGAGGAGAUGGAGAGGCGAUCCAAGACCGAGUCCCGCCUGGCCAAAGGGGGACAGAUGAACGGCCGAGAAACGAACAUGCCCCCCCUGAGCCCCGAGAAGCCCGCUCUGUGCGCUGGCUGCGGAGGGAAGAUCUCCGACAGAUAUUACCUGCUGGCUGUGGACAAACAGUGGCACCUCAGGUGUCUUAAGUGCUGUGAAUGUAAACUGGCUUUGGAGUCAGAGCUCACCUGCUUUGCCAAGGACGGCAGUAUUUACUGCAAGGAGGAUUACUACAGAAGGUUCUCCGUGCAGAGAUGUGCCCGCUGCCACCUUGGGAUCUCGGCCUCUGAAAUGGUCAUGAGAGCCAGGGAGUCGGUGUAUCACCUGAGCUGCUUCACCUGCACCACCUGCAACAAGACUCUGACCACGGGCGAUCACUUUGGCAUGAAGGACAACCUGGUUUACUGCAGGGCCCACUUCGAGUCCCUUUUGCAAGGAGAAUACCCCCCUCAGCUGAGCUACACCGAGCUGGCAGCCAAGAGCGGAGGGCUGGCGCUGCCUUACUUCAACGGCACCGGCACGGUCCAGAAGGGGAGGCCCAGGAAAAGAAAGAGCCCUGCCCUAGGAGUGGACAUCGUCAACUACAACUCAGGUUGUAACGAGAAUGAGGCAGAUCACCUGGACAGAGACCAGCAGCCUUAUCCCCCAUCCCAGAAGACAAAGCGCAUGCGCACCUCCUUCAAACACCACCAGCUUCGUACCAUGAAGUCCUACUUUGCUAUCAACCACAACCCAGAUGCCAAGGACCUCAAGCAGCUUGCCCAGAAAACAGGCCUGACCAAGAGAGUUCUGCAGGUUUGGUUUCAAAACGCGAGAGCCAAAUUCAGAAGGAACCUUUUGCGGCAGGAGAAUGGGGGUGUCGAUAAAGCUGAUGGCACCUCGCUUCCGGCACCGCCCUCAGCAGACAGCGGCGCACUCACUCCACCCGGCACUGCGACCACUUUAACAGACCUGACCAAUCCCACUAUCACUGUAGUGACAUCAGUGACCUCUAACUUGGACAGCCACGAAUCCGGGAGCCCCUCACAAACUACCUUAACGAACCUUUUCUAA